AUGUGUUAUUUAACAAGAACGGAUGCAAAAGAUUUACCAGUCCAGUGGGAAUGGAGAGCCAAUCCAGAUCAAUGGAUCCCUUACGAUUUGGAAUCUUCAUCUGAACUAGAAAAUGCAUAUCAAAACAAUUUGGCAGUGCUGACUCCCAAACAAGGCUAUUUUGCAUCAAUACCCGAUCGAUACGAAAUUAGGUUUAAUUAUACCACAAGGCGUUUUCAACAAACAAAUAUCACAAGCGGUGGUAUGAGGAGAAUUAGAAGAAUCGCGAAUGAUGACAACUCUAUUCUUCAGCCGGUUCCUUUCGAAGACGUGACACCUGAAGACACUUGUAUUAUAUGUUUAGAUUCCUUCGUUGACCCAGAUACUACCACAUCGGAUCAACAUAUCGUCAAACUGCCUCCAUGCCAUGGGCACUAUUUUCAUAGAGUAUGUGUGGCCGCUGCAAUUAAGUUGAGGGAUGAAUGUCCAAUGUGUAAAAAAAGGGUCGAUUAUUAA
Cetraspora pellucida is the source of this 495-nucleotide messenger RNA. The record is from the annotation of a GenBank genome assembly. Lineage: Eukaryota; Fungi; Glomeromycota; Glomeromycetes; Diversisporales; Gigasporaceae.